This is a messenger RNA of Acomys russatus (golden spiny mouse), 1729 nucleotides long. It is a transcript of the gene Coil, whose product is annotated as coilin. The record is from RefSeq and is a predicted model, not a curated record. Gene Ontology annotation, cellular component: Cajal body. Gene Ontology annotation, biological process: spliceosomal snRNP assembly. NCBI's taxonomy places the organism in Eukaryota, Metazoa, Chordata, Mammalia, Rodentia, Muridae. The transcript has 7 exons. Bases 23 to 1729 code for a protein of 568 amino acids. Gene Ontology annotation, molecular function: U1 snRNA binding; U2 snRNA binding.
GCUUCCGUUGAGCACUAGCAAGAUGGCAGCCUCCGAGACGGUUAGGCUACGGCUUCAAUUUGACUAUCCGCCGCCGGCCACUCCAGACUGCACGGUCUUCUGGCUUCUGGUUGACCUGAACAGAUGCCGAGUUGUCACGGAUCUCAUCAGUCUCAUCCGCCAGCGCUUCGGCUUCAGUUCCGGGGCGCUCCUAGGCCUCUAUCUGGAAGGGGGGCUUUUGCCCCCCACCGAGAGCGCGCGCCUUGUGAGAGACAACGACUGCCUCAGGGUUAAGUUAGAAGACAGAGGAUUUCCCGAGAAUUUGAAAAUAAGCAACGGUGGUGACUUUCAUUUCCCACCUAGGAAAGCAAAGAAGCGGGCUUUGAAGUCGGGGGAGGAUGAAGAGAUGGAGCUGGGUUACAGGUGCUCGAGGAAACACUUUAAGAGGCAAGAGGACAGCAGCCAGAACGAAAAGGCCGUGGGCCUGGGGACCAAACCCAGCCCAGAUGACAUGGGGAAGACGAAAAGCAAGAGAAAGAGCAAGGUGACGGGCAGCCCAGCCGAGGAGGAGGAAGAGACCAAAAAGAAAUCUCCCAAAAGAAAGGAGAAAAGCGACCAGAAGAAGCAGACCAAGGCCUCCAAGUCUGCCAAGCCACAAGCACCUAAAGAGUGGGGCUCACAGAACUGCAGCUCCCCCAAGGCCUCCCCCAGGAGCAGCCUUGCUAAAGGCCAGAGGAAAAGCAACAGGGGGCCCAAAGGGAGCUCCGACUACAUGUCCGAGUCUGAGUCUUGUCCGGAGUCAGUCAUCGAUGGCCACUGCAGUAUCACAGUACAGGGGCUCACCUUUUCAGAGAAGGUGUCAUCUGAGCUGCUGAAAGAUGGACCCCCUACCAAAACUGCAGCUGCCAACAGACAGGCCUCAAAGCCUGGCUUUACCUUUAGCAAGGGCAAGGCCACUGGAACCUCGUCCUCCAGCUCAGACUCCAGUUCAGAGUCGGAAGACCAGUUCGUGGUGUCCAAGAAGAUGCCAGAUGGCACUUCUGACUUCUUAAAGACAGCAGGCCUCUUUGCAGGGCAAGGGUGUCCGGGUCCAGGGCUGUCACUGCAGACUCCGGGUAUCAUGGGAUGGAAGUCCUCCGACUCGAGCAGAGGCCGACAAGCUUCUGGUCCUCCUUCCAGUGUGCCUGUCCCCACCAGUUUGGGAAGAGGAUGGGGACGAGGAGAGGACUUCUUGUUUGGGAAGGGACUGAGGGGCCGGGCCGUCCGGGGCCGAGGUCGAGGCCGAGGGCACACUGUCUCCUGUAUCUUAAACAGAGGCUCUGAGAGCCAGAAGCAGAAACAAUUACAUGAUAUCCUAACCAACUCAUCCACGGUGAUCCAGAAUCCAGUAGAGACCCACAAGAAGGAUUAUAGUCUAUUACCACUGUUGGCAGCCGCCCCUCAAGUCGGAGAAAAGAUUGCAUUUAAGCUUUUGGAACUUACAUCAGAUUACUCUCCUGAUGUCUCUGACUACAAGGAAGGAAGACUACUAAGCCAUGACCCAGAGACCCAGCAGGUGGAUAUCGAGGUCCUCUCUUCCUUACCAGCUUUGAAAGAACCUGGGAAGUUUGAUUUGGUUUAUCACAACGAAAACGGAACUGAGGUGGUGGAGUACGCCGUGACGCAGGAGAAGAGAAUCACUGUGCUCUGGAAAGAGCUGAUUGACCCCAGAUUGAUUAUCGACUCCUCAAGUAGCAUCUCAAGUAAAUAA